Kazachstania africana CBS 2517 is the source of this 1044-nucleotide messenger RNA. RefSeq names its product Vta1p (gene VTA1). Gene Ontology annotation, biological process: late endosome to vacuole transport via multivesicular body sorting pathway. Lineage: Eukaryota; Fungi; Ascomycota; Saccharomycetes; Saccharomycetales; Saccharomycetaceae. Gene Ontology annotation, cellular component: multivesicular body. The record is from RefSeq and is a predicted model, not a curated record. Bases 1 to 1044 code for a protein of 347 amino acids. The transcript has a single exon.
AUGAUGAAGCCAGGUGUCAAGAGGGUCAUAUCGACGGCGAACGACUUUGAUGUUACUGGACUUGGGAUAGUUGGUUACUAUUUGAAGUUAUAUGCAGUGGAGCAAAUUAUAGCGGAAGAAGAUAAAUCUAAGGAAUUGACUGAGAUAGCUACGAAUUUGCUCGACGCUAUUGAGAGUUACAAAGGUUCUGUACUGUCGAGUGAGGACGAAGGUGCGACGGCUUUGAAAGUGCUGCUACAUGAUGAAAAUAAGGCGAAAAUGUACGUUUUAAACCUUGCAAUGCAAGUUUAUAAUAAUAAAUUAAAACAAAUAUCUUCAGGGCCGUGGGAUAUAAAUUUGAGACGUUCGCUAUGGUGUUGCAUUGAUCUUUUUCAAUGUGUUUUACAUCUUUGGAUCAAACAAUUGAGCGAUAAAGAGCAAGCCUCGAUAAAUAAAUCGAUCAAGUAUUGCAAAAUUUAUGUCACUAAACUGAUGAAAGGUGAGAUUGGUGGAACUGCAGAUUCUGGGUCUGCCAAAACACUGGACGUUUCAGAUUUUACAGAUGCUAAGCAUGCAUAUAGUGAUGAACAGGAGGAUGUGACGAAAGACGAAGAAAAAAGUGCUUCAGAGGGGGAGGAAAUAAAAGAGGAAGAAGAAGAAGAAGAAGAGGAAGAAGAGGUCAGGGAGCAAGUAAAAGAAGAGAAGAUACAAGAUGAUCAGGAUGAUGAUACUGAACUCUACGAGAUGAUGAACAAAUUAAAGGCAAUAAAACCGGAUGAUUCGCCAUCGAGGAGUUUGAUAUCAUUACCAAAUCCACCUAGUGAUAGAGAAGAAACAAUGGAAACCGAACAAAUUGUGGAAAUUCCAGAUUUUGUUGAUUCAGAUAAUGAAAUAAAACCGGCAUACUCAAAAGAGAACCUUCACGAAAUUAUGGAAAAAUCAACCAAGAUUGAGCAAGUUCAGAAACAUUCUAGAUACGCAAUUAGUGCAUUAAACUACGAAGACAUUAAAACGGCGAAGAAUGAAUUGGUUAAAGCAUUAGAACUAUUAAAUUCUAUAAAAUAA